Rotaria socialis is the source of this 1086-nucleotide messenger RNA. The record is from the annotation of a GenBank genome assembly. Lineage: Eukaryota; Metazoa; Rotifera; Eurotatoria; Philodinida; Philodinidae.
AUGUCUAUGUUUUCAACUAAACCAAAGCCUUGCAUUAUUUUUCUCUUCAUAUUUUUGCUCCUGUUUAUCGAAACCGAUGGGUCUCAUUUUAACGGUGGCACCAUCCGAUGGGAACCCGUCAAUCCAUCUGUCAAUUCGAGUUCAGUAACAAUUAGUAUCAUACAAUCUUAUUCUUGGAAGUACCCAACAAUCACUUGUACCACCAAUGUACCUAUUUCUACAAGUGGUCGAAGCAGCGCUAACGCUAAUCUUACAUGUAUUGCUGACUGUUCGACCGAUGGUGGCUAUUCCAAUAAUCCAACAAAUAUUUUAACCGAUUGUGUUUCGUCAAGCGCUGGACUAGGCAUGAUGACAAGCAAGCGAGAAGUUAACCGAACACUGAGUGCAGGUGCACAUUUCUAUAUAGCUUAUCAGGGAAGUGCAUGGGCACCACUGGGCAGUCCUGCUAAAAGUGGUCUUUAUUGGUCGAUAUCUUGCUACAUUGAUCUUCGUAUGCGCCCAGAUGGCAUUAUUAACACCCCACCGGAAGUGAACAUCGUCUCACCACAAUACGUUAUUGUUAAUACGCCCACUCAAAUUCAAAUACCUGUAUCAGACGCCAAUGUAGGUGAUGAUAUACGUUGUCGUUGGUCUCAAUACAUACCCGGAUCUAGAAGGAGAAGAGAAAUCUAUCAAAGUUUGGCUAUGUACAGCGAAUCAAAGACUAAAAUUAAUCAAAAUAUGAUUGAAGAAAACAAUAAUGUUCAAGUUAGAAACAAGAGAGGCCCAGGCUGCAGUUGGUGUAAUACCAAAUGUGACAAAGGCUGCUGCUGUAAAAGUACUGGGUGUACAGGAACUUCGUGUAGUGGUGGGUCUUGCAGUGUAAAACCUAGCUGUCCCAUCAUAACAACUCCAGCCGUAACUGAAACUCCAGGAACAAUGCCAACAACGAUAUCUUAUGCACAUCGUCAAGCUAUUGAUGAAUGCGGUAGUAUUUGCUAUCCAAAUGGUCUUCCGAAUGGCACAAAUUUAUCCUCGAAUUGUACUCUCACAUUUACAGGUCUUAUACCUAACACUUGGUAUGCAAUAUCUGUUCAAGUAAGUUAG